Syngnathoides biaculeatus (alligator pipefish) is the source of this 1619-nucleotide messenger RNA. RefSeq lists its product as uncharacterized. Lineage: Eukaryota; Metazoa; Chordata; Actinopteri; Syngnathiformes; Syngnathidae. The coding region runs from base 433 to 1572 and encodes 379 amino acids. The transcript is spliced from 2 exons. The record is from RefSeq and is a predicted model, not a curated record.
GACAGUGUAUGACACUCCGUGUGUAUGUGCGUGUGGUUGGACUAGAGAUAAAGAAGUGAAAGAACCUGGGGUCGCCACAGUAUAAUGAAGAGGUGUGUGUAGGUCAUGCUGAAGGAUUCCAAAAUUAUGCUGUCUAUGAGACCAAAACAGCACUCUCGUAUUCCUGACUGAACCUGUGUGUACCGACCUCCGUCCGUUCUCCGACCAACCUCGUAAGCCUGAUUCCUUGACACUUCUGCCUGCGUUGAUUGUUUCCCCGUGUACCGACUACUGCCUGCCCACUCAUCUGCUCUCUUCGCCCGACGCCCCAACAACCGCUGCUGCACCGGACUGCCUGCUCGAUCCCCGACGUCGGCAUACAAUAAACUUGUCUCUUCUUGAACUACCUUGCGUCUUCCGAGUUCCUGCAUUUGGGUCCUACCUCUCGUUCCGAUGGGACGUGACAGAACGAACUGGCCCUCACAGGACCCAGCAGGAAAGACCCGGCGUCGCCGGGACCGACGCAAAGUAGACCGUCUGUCGGAGGACCAAGCCUGCCCAAUCCAGGUAGGCUCCCUGAUGUCCUCCACUUCCGUGUCUUACGCUCCGCCAGCGAGGUAUGAAUACGUCCCGAACACGACCCGCCCGGCUCCUCAUAUUCUUCUGGACUCUGACUUUUCGGAAUAUGAGGAGGACCGUGAUUUGUAUGCCCGGCUGCCUGAGUACGACUCCGACGACUUUGAUUUUGAGUCUCUUUGCCCGGCUUUUGAUCCCAGUCAGUUUGCCCCGUCUUCCCGCGUUUCCAGCACCCGAGCGACUUCGCCCGCUAGAUCCAAGUGCACCUAUCGGUACGAGGGAACCCGCUUGGCCAUCUACCCGGGACCUCCGCGUGGCGGCCAGAGGAGACGCCCCGGCCGGGCGCUCCCUGGUGUCUCUCGCUGCGCGGCAACGAAGACACCGUCCUCCCACUCUUCGCCGGCAACUGUGAGACCGGCAGACCCGCAGCUGGUGGCGAGGCUUCCAGCCCAGAGGGAGGAGGUGCCGCCAAAUCACGAGGCGUUCCGCCGCGAACUGCGGGCGGAGAUUGAGCGGCAGAGCGCAGAAUUGGCGGCUCUCACGGUCCAGGUCCGGCAAAGAUUGGCGAACCAGCCGAGCUACGCUGACGUCGCAACGGCGACGGACUCGCUGCCAACUCAGGUUCACGUUGCCGUGGAAACCGAUCCGCCCCCUUGCCAAGUGCACGCCACAGUGGGAACGGACUCGUCAUCUCAAGUGAACGCUGCAGUGGGAACGGACUCGCCACUUCAAGUGCACAUCGGAGUUUUGGCUGUUCCGAGCAGAGUUCACGCGGCAGUCGGAACUGACCCGCUCCCGAGACACGCCCACGUGUCAGUUUCGACCGACUCUCCGCCUACUCAGGUUCACGUUGCCUUGGAAACGGAUUCGCCACCGCGCCACGCCCACGUUGCCGUUUCAACAGAUGCAGUGCAAGCUCACGUGGCAGUGGGGACCGACCCGACGCCGCCUCACGUUGCUGUCCAGGAGGUGGCGACGUCUCCACAGCCGCUUCUCGUCCGUGCUCUGGAGUGGUAGUGGCGACCGGUCCGCGGACACUCCCUGUUCCUGCUCUGUCGGCGACC